Bactrocera oleae (olive fruit fly) is the source of this 4243-nucleotide messenger RNA. RefSeq names its product putative inorganic phosphate cotransporter protein picot (gene Picot). NCBI's taxonomy places the organism in Eukaryota, Metazoa, Arthropoda, Insecta, Diptera, Tephritidae. Gene Ontology annotation, molecular function: transmembrane transporter activity. Gene Ontology annotation, biological process: transmembrane transport; monoatomic anion transport. The record is from RefSeq and is a predicted model, not a curated record. Gene Ontology annotation, cellular component: membrane.
AACAUAUUAUACAUAAACGAUCAAUUAGCCAAGUUAAUUCACUGCCUCGUCAGCUGUCGACUGUAGCAGAAGUCUCGUGCGAAACGUGUCGUGUUGAGUGCCGCUUUUUUCUUUCCAAAGGAAUCGUUUUUGGCUCGUGCGCAUACAAGUCAGCGAAGUGCUUCGUUGUUAGAAUACCGGAAUUUUGGUUGUGAUUUCGUUUGCUUUGUUUUGUUUUUCAUUUUCGUGUUUGCUUUCUUCGCUUAUUGCAUUUACAAAGCAAUUUAAAGUGUCGUCCUGCAGAGUGUGCACUGUUAUAAAGCUACUUGACGUGCUCAGUAAUAUUUCGAAGAUUUCGUAAAAAGUCGCGAACUGGUUCAAGCAGACCAAGUGCGUCCAAAAAAAAAAAAGUAAUCGUAAAGCACCCGUGGUCAAAUAUUAAUGCGACAGACACGCCGUACACACGCACACACAAACACCCGAGCAGACGACGCGUAGUGGAGUUGAGGAAGAAAGGUAAUCAACAGCAGGCAAAACUUGACAGCAGCAUCAACGGCAGCAGCAGCAGCAGGCGACUAGAUAUAACCAGUGCCUUCGUCGGCAUUCGUUGACACUCCAGUCACAGCGAUAGCGAAAUUAACAACGUUCCCACAGGCCACCUGCUUACAACGCAUCACAGCACAGUAACGGCGACAGUUGGCACUAAAAGUCAAGCGACAAUCACCAGCUUGACGAGUCAGGGGCGCAGCAAUAAACUAAAGCACACACACGCUGAGCCAACUACCGGCUUAUCUGCCUACUAACAUAUACAUCCAUACGUACAAGGUUUGUAACGCAACGACGAGAGUGUUUGCAUACACUAUUCUACAUACAAACAUAUAUGCCUACAAAGAGCAGACGCUCAGCCGGUUGUAUUGCAGAUUUGUGCCUUUUUUCCAACCGAUUUGAAAAACUCAACGGCAGUGCGCGAACUUAUCAGAACGUUGCCAGACGCGCAACGUGAAACAACGGUGUGUUUAAAAGCAGUUAUAAGCGCGAAAGCGAAAGGCGACGGCGCGUAGCAGUAAACACGACAAGUUGUCGACGUUGAAAACGUUGUGAGCGCAAACUUUAAGAGAAAUAAAACAAAACAAAAGACUUAAAAAUUUUUUUUUGCAAAAAAAAAUUUCGAAAGCCACAAAUUUUUGUAUUUUAUUUUGCGUGAUUGACAGAUAAUUGUGAUUGUGAUAGAAAACAACAAAGAGAAACUUAAGUGUUAAUAAAAAUUAUAUUUGAAUUCAAAAGUAUAUUGAAACUACAAACCGCGCUACCUCAAAACGCAAUAAGCCAAUAGCAAAUACAACAUAACUAAAAAGUGCAGUAUUUUGAAAUAAAAACAGCUAAUACAACAACAAAGAAAAACUAUAAUUAAAUUGCGUAAUCAACCAGAAGACAGUAUUAUUUUAUCACAAAACAGUUCAACAAGCAAUUAAAACAGCAACAAAUAGCUGACAAAGGCCGUGUAGUAUUCGAAGCGUUAAAAAAAACAACAAAACACAGGAAAUUUUGCAAAAUGUCCGCUUCAAAGGAGCAAAUAUGCGCCAGUCAGGACAAUGACUUGGACAAGCCGAAAGGAUGUUUCUCAACAAGAUAUUUUGUCACUUUCAUGCUCUUUCUGGGCAUGGCCAAUGCUUAUGUGAUGCGUACGAAUAUGUCCGUAGCCAUUGUGGCGAUGGUAAAUCACACUGCCAUCAGCGUUGAUCAAGACGAUAAAUUUGACGAUGAGUGUCCGAAUCAAAAUCUAACGGCUGUGGAAAAUGGUCAAGACGGCGACUUCGUAUGGAGCUCUAGUUUACAGGGCUACAUAUUAUCUUCAUUCUUCUACGGUUAUGUGCUGACCCAAAUUCCCUUCGGUAUUUUGGCGAAAAAAUAUGGCGCCAUGAAUUUCCUUGGCUGGGGUAUGCUUGUCAAUUCCGUAUUUGCCUUCCUCGUGCCAGUUGCCGCUUACGAAGGUGGCGUCUAUGGUCUGUGUGCUGUACGCUUCAUUCAGGGUCUCGGCGAAGGUCCAAUUGUGCCAUGUACACACGCGCUGCUCGCCAAAUGGAUACCACCCAAUGAGCGCUCACGUAUGGGUGCGGCGGUAUAUGCGGGCGCACAAUUCGGUACAAUCAUAUCUAUGCCUUUGUCCGGUUUGUUGGCCGAGUAUGGUUUCUCUGGCGGUUGGCCAUCGAUUUUCUAUGUUUUCGGCGCUGUUGGUACAAUUUGGUCGAUUGCUUUCCUAUGGCUCGUCUAUGAGGAUCCUUCAUCGCAUCCACACAUCGAUGAACGCGAGAAGAAAUACAUUAAUACUAGUCUCUGGGGUACUGGUGAUCAAAAGGUUCCAGCAAUUCCCUUCAAGUCCAUCUUGAAGUGCCUGCCCUUCUACGCUAUUUUGCUUGCCCAUAUGGGUCACAACUAUGGUUACGAGACACUGAUGACUGAAUUGCCCACCUACAUGAAGCAAGUGUUGCGCUUCUCACUGAAAGCCAACGGCUUACUCUCAUCCCUACCCUAUUUGGCUAUGUGGCUCUUCUCAAUGUUCAUUUCGGUAAUUGCCGAUUGGAUGAUUUCAUCAAAUCGUUUCACUCACACAUCAACUCGAAAAAUUAUCAACAGUAUUGGUCAAUAUGGUCCGGGUUUGGCUCUAAUUGCCGCAUCGUACACAGGCUGUGAUCGUGCCUUAACACUUGCCAUACUCACGGUGGGUGUAGGUCUCAACGGUGGUAUCUACUCCGGCUUCAAAAUCAAUCACUUGGAUCUAUCGCCACGUUAUGCCGGUUUCCUGAUGGCCAUCACAAAUUGUUCGGCAAACUUGGCGGGUCUAUUGGCGCCCAUCGCCGCCGGAAACUUAAUCAACAAUAAGCCUACUAUAGGUCAAUGGCAGAUCGUUUUCUUCAUCGCCGCUUUCGUGUAUAUCUUCUGCGCUACCUUCUAUAAUAUCUUCGGUUCGGGUGAACGUCAAUGGUGGGACAACCCAGCCAAUGACGUGAAGGAACCAUCCGCCAUUACUCCUGGUACAACCACACUGACGUCGAAUGGCGCGAGUCCACGUUUUAUAACCGGCGUUGAUAAUGGUCUGACCUUGAUGACGGGGAAUGUCAACGAAACCGGACACUAAGUGCGUAGAACACACGUCUAAGGCGAGACAGCAACAACUGAGCGCCGAUCUAGUAUAUAUACAUAUAUGAUUUUAAGUUAUUCGAAGCUGUGGAUUCGAUGCUAGUGCUAGUUAGACAACAAACAGACAGACAGUUAGUAAUUUAAGCAGCGUAUUUUUUAUUAUGUUUAGUAAUUAAUAAGGCAUAGUGAAUUUAUGUGCGAGAGAAAUGUGUGUGCCUUAGAAAAUUAAAAUAAAAUACAUAAAGUGUACCGUAAGUAAGAAAAGAAAAAAGUAGUGUGAUAACGGUACACAGCGUGCAAAAUAAUAAAUAAAUUUUUAUAACAAGAGUCAGCAUUAAAACUAACGGACACUUUUCUCUCUCAGCUCUCAGCCGAGUAUAAAUAAAAAUGUGAAUGAUAAAAGACAGUUGCCGCUAAAACUAUGCAACGCAUCUUAAGUAUAUAAUACGCCAAUGGUGCCAACUAAGUGAUUUUCUGUAAUUUUUUGCUUUUGAAAAAUGCAAGUGUAAAGUUUUUAUGGACUUGGUCCGUAAAUUGUUAAUUUAUUUAAAGUUAAGUUUAAAGUAUAAUGUCUGAAAGAAACUUUUAAUUUAUAUAUACACACACACACACAUGUAUGAAUGUACGCACUGUUAGCGCUUUUUAAUGUUAUUGUGAAUUGAUUUUAUAAAAAAUAUUAUUUUUUGUUUAAGAAAAGUAGUAAAAGUAAAACCGUACAAUGCUUUUAACACAAAAAAUGUCUUAAAGCAACUUUUUGACUAGAAUUGUUAUACUAAUACAUAUACUUGUACAAUAGUAUAUAAACACACAUACAUCUCUAAAAUACUACUAAAAUUAAUUAUUUUAUACAUUUGUUAUAAAGUCGGUACAUGAAGAAGUGUGGAAAAGUGAAAGAUAAACGGACAAAACGAAACAAGCCAAUAAACAGUAUAAGUGACAAUCUAAUUUGUAAGACGAAAUGCUAAAAAAAUAUUUCCAUUUGAUACAAGAUUACUAUUCAAGACAUACUAUAAUUUCCAAAAAUGAUUUUUAACUACGAGAAUGUGUAGUAAAGAGUAAGAAAUCUACUUCAAAAUAAAAUAAAUUAAAAAACAAAAAUGACUCGAAGAGAGUUUAAAAAACCAAA